CUAAAAAACAGAAUUCUCUCUUUUCUCUCGCCGCCGUCGCGAUUUAGACGUUGUUUGCCGCUGCCGCUGCCGCCGCCGAAUUGCACAUUGCCGCUCCGUCUCAGCCGCUACUAUUAACGCCGAGGAGAAACCAAAGCCGUCUCAGUUGGAGGGGUGACCGUUGAUUUUGUUGAAGUUCGCUUGGAAUCAGAAGAGGUAAAAACUAAGAACUGUCACUGAGUCAUUUUGUCGAACACGUCGUAUGCAUGUUUCCUGCCUGUAAUCGCCAGGGUUUCUGUGAAUUUUUGUUCUCUGGGUUACUCUUUUGAGACAGUUUAUGAGGGAAAACAUGGUUCUGUGAAACAGUGAAGGGAAAUAUGGAAGGGUUGGAGUGGGAAGAUGCGUCAGGAGAAUUGAGCGACGAGGAGAUUUACUUGGAAGACGAUGAUGACAACGAAGACCUUCUCAACCUGAGUGGUCAUUCAAAGAAGCUUCAGUUCAGGAGGGAUGCUUCAAAGGCCAUAUGGAACGAGGAUAUGGGAAUGGCCGAGGUGAUUGAAAAGAAAGGGAAAAUGUGGAUUACAGUGGGUAUUGUGCGAGGUGGCAAGACAUAUUGCUCAAUUGAGGAGACUAUAUUUUUGGCUGAAGUUGGGGCAUUACAUCUCAUGGACACCAACAAUGUACAAUUCUCCUUGCAGCGCAUGUACGAGAAGAUUUCAGAAGAGAAGAAUGGUUGCGGCUGGGAGCUUUUCGAGGUUUAUAGGCACUUGAAGUCUCUUGGUUACAUCGUUGGCCGCCAUGGUGUUCCUUGGACCAUGAAGGGUUUAAAGGGUGAGAACAACUCCAGUGCUUCUCAAACCAAUCUAGACAACAACCACAAUGCGGUGGAAGGUGGAUCGAAAGAUGUAUGUUCGAUCACUGAAUUGCUCGGUAGUUUGCAGAUUGGUGGGAUGAAACCUGUCUUUGAUGUUUACCUUCCAAACAGCAAGUUCAGGAAGUAUUCACCUGGUCAACCCAACUUCCUCCUCUGCUUAAUCAGGGACAACAUGCCGCCGUCUAGAGUUAAGAUCGAAGCCCUGGAGAGUCUGUGCGACGGAAUUCCUGUAAAGUGUUGCCAUGUAGAGCACGGCCGGGUAAGCUUUUUCACCAUGAAGAAGGCCGAGCUUCCAGUACUUCCUUGAAUCCGUACCUCGACUUGAAGCUUUUUGACUGAACUGUAAGUUCACACGCAAACCUUAGAAAUUUAUGUAUUGACUAUUGACUUGUACAAUAGUCAUUUAAGAUUCUGUUGGGUUUCUUGGCGUGGAUGAUAUUAAAUUAUAUGUAAAGCAUUUUCUCCUGCCGCCAUGGAUGACUUGUACACUAAUCUACAUGUCUAAGUAUUCACCAUGGUUUCUACUGCUGUAGUGAAUGAAACUGGUAUUUUUUU
Molecule: messenger RNA, 1408 nt
Organism: Linum trigynum
Lineage: Eukaryota; Viridiplantae; Streptophyta; Magnoliopsida; Malpighiales; Linaceae
Source: the annotation of a GenBank genome assembly